AUGGCGAAAGAAGGCGAGCGGUCUGCUGCCGCUGACAAGGGCAAGGAAAAGGUCAACGAUGUUCAAGAGUUGAACGGCAGUAAGAAGCCCCAGAAGGAAGAGAAGUCACAAGUGAAUGGCAAGAAGGACGAGGAGAAGGAAGCAGAAGAACUGAGCGAGGAGGACCAGCAGCUAAAGAAUGAGCUGGAAAUGCUUGUUGAGAGGUUAAAGGAGCCGGAUACUUCCCUGUAUCGACCCGCCCUAGAACAGAUCAAGAAUUUCAUAAAGACGUCGACUUCUUCCGUGACGGCCGUCCCAAAACCACUCAAAUUCCUAAGACCUCAUUACGAUGAGCUUACGGAGCUAUAUGACAAGUGGCCGGCAGGCCCAACGAAGGACUCUCUUGCCGAUAUGCUAUCGAUUCUAGGCAUGAUAUACGGCGAUGAGGAAAAGCUUGAGACUCUGAAGUACCGCCUCUUAUGCAAGGCAGAGGAUCUCGCUUCCUGGGGUCAUGAAUACAUCAGACAUCUGGCGCUGGAAAUAGGACAGGAAUAUCAACACCGCUUGAAUGCUGAUAAGGACGUUCAGGAUUUGGUCGAUCUCGCUCUAUCUCUUGUUCCUUACCUUUUGAGCCAUAACGCCGAGGCCGAUGCGGUUGAUCUUUUGAGCGAACUCGAAAUAAUAGAGGAGAUUCCGCGAUUCUUGGACGAAAACACGUAUCCAAGAGUCUGCCUGUACAUGGUCAGCAUGGUUAACCUUCUCACCUAUCCCGAAGACCAGCAGUUCCUCCGGACGGCCCAUGAGAUCUAUGUCCGUUAUAAUAAACUCGCUCAAGCGAUUGUUCUUGCUAUUCGCUUGAACGAUGUCGAUCUUAUUAAGAGCGACUUCAGUGCUACUACAGACAAGGCUCUCAAGAAGCAAAUGGCAUUCCUUGUCGCAAGGCAACAAAUAUGGCUCGAUCUCCCACCCGAGGACGAAGAAGACCAAACGUUAAUGGACUGCCUCAACAACACGUCGAUCCCAAAGCAUUUCAAAGCCCUCGGGAAAGAACUUAAUAUACUCGAUCCAAAAAUGCCAGAAGAUAUUUACAAAACGCACCUGGACAGCAGUCGUGGGGCUGGUCUGACAAAUGUCGACUCUGCGAGACACAAUCUUGCCAGCGCCUUUGUCAACUCUUUUGUCAAUGCCGGUUUUGGGAACGAUAAGAUGAUGCUUGUCGAGGGUGAUAAGGGUCCAUGGGUCUGGAAGACUAAGGAGGAUGGCAUGAUGUCGACUACAGCCUCCAUGGGCAUGCUCCUGCAUAGAGACGUCGAAGUAGGUCUGGAUAAGAUUGACAAAUUCACAUAUGCUCAGGAAGAUCAAAUCAAAGCAGGUGCCCUACUUGCAAUUGGUGUCCUUAAUUCCGGAGUUAGGAUAGACUCUGAUCCUGCUCUGGCUCUUUUGAGUGACCCAGACAACCUUGAGGCAAAGAAUGUCCCAAUGAGAGUAGCAUCCAUCAUGGGCCUUGGUCUGGCCUAUGCUGGAUCCAACAAGGAAGAACUCCUUGAGGUUCUGCUGCCUAUUGUUGAGGAUGUCUCUCUAGAUAUGCAGCUAUCUGCUAUGGCAGCUGUCUCUCUAGGUCUCAUUUUCGUCGGUUCCUCCAACCACCAAGUCAGCGAAGCUAUUGCUACGACGUUGAUGGACGAGGAGCGGCAGAAGCAUCUAAAGGACAAGUGGACUCGCUUCAUGGCCCUUGGUUUGGCACUGCUUUACUUUGGUCGUCAGGAGGAGGUCGACGUUGUUCUUGACAUUCUCAAGGCUGUUGACCAUCCUAUGGCUAAACCUACAGCAGUCCUUGCCUCUGUAUGCGCAUGGGCUGGGACUGGCACGGUUUUGAAGAUCCAAGAGCUUCUUCACAUCUGCAACGAUCUUAUCGAAGAAAAGGAAGAUCAGAGCCAUGAAGAGCUGGUUCAAUCUUAUGCUGUCUUGGGUCUAUCCCUCAUUGCCAUGGGAGAGGAUGUUGGGCAAGAGAUGAUCCUUCGGCAGUUUGGUCACUUAAUGCACUACGGCGCAAGCAACAUUCGAAAGGCUGUUCCCCUUGCUAUGGGCUUGAUCAGCCCUAGUAAUCCUCAGAUGAAGGUAUACGAUACCUUAUCCCGAUACAGCCACGAUAAUGAUAACGAUGUUGCCAUAAACGCCAUCUUUGCUAUGGGACUUUGCGGGGCCGGCACAAAUAAUGCUCGUUUGGCACAGUUGCUCCGGCAGUUGGCCAGCUACUACCAUCGCGAUCAAAAUUCGUUAUUUAUGGUUCGCAUAGCCCAGGGCCUUCUGCACAUGGGCAAGGGUACACUUACUCUCAAUCCGUUCCACACUGAUCGUCAAGUCCUGUCACGAGUUGCAGCUGCGGGCCUACUUACCGUUCUCGUGUCAUUGAUCGAUGCCAAACAAUUCAUCCUCGCCGAACACCAUUACCUGCUUUACUUCCUCAUCACAGCCAUGUACCCACGAUUUGUUAUCACCUUGGAUGAGGACCUCCAGCCUCUGACGGUGAACGUACGAGUAGGACAGGCUGUGGACGUUGUUGGUCAAGCCGGGCGACCCAAGACAAUUACUGGAUGGCAAACGCAAAGCACACCCGUGCUUUUGGCGUACGGUGAACGAGCGGAAUUGGAAGAUGAGCAAUAUAUUCCCCUAAGCAGUACGCUUGAGGGGCUGGUCAUUCUCCGCAAGAACCCCGAAUGGGAGGAACCAUCCUAG
Messenger RNA from Monascus purpureus, 2715 nucleotides. Lineage: Eukaryota; Fungi; Ascomycota; Eurotiomycetes; Eurotiales; Aspergillaceae. The record is from the annotation of a GenBank genome assembly.